Molecule: messenger RNA, 2715 nt
Organism: Xenopus tropicalis (tropical clawed frog)
Lineage: Eukaryota; Metazoa; Chordata; Amphibia; Anura; Pipidae
Gene: cep83
Product: centrosomal protein 83kDa
Exons: 16
Coding region: 348-2432 (694 amino acids)
Cellular component (GO): centrosome
Source: RefSeq, a predicted model, not a curated record
AGUGAAAUUGCCUGUGGUAUUAUGUUGAUCGAUCGGUAUGGGUACGUGCAGAACUGAAAGAACUUUUAGCUGCUGUUAGGCUAUAAUACAGUGCACGGUGAUAGUGACAUUUAAGGCUAGACUUUUUCAGAGCGGUGAAGGUAGCUUCGACGGUUGCUAUGGAAACAGGACGCCGUUUCCGCUUGCUACGGGUUGCUUGGCAUGAGGGAAUGAAGGGCCCCAAGGUCUUUGCUGCAGGUAAUUGAGUCCCUAAGGAAAAGAAGCGAGAGGCGGAGAAGCUAGUGGAUUCACACACCUGUCUUUUGUUUGUUUGGCUUCACGCUUUGGCCUCCACUCUUCCUUAAAAGAUGGAAAUCCUUCCUCAAAUGAGCAGUACUCUAGCUGUUUCUGCUGCUGACACAGAACUACAGAAACUUUUGAUCGAUGAACAAAUGAGGUGUGAACAUCACAAAACAAAUUACCAGACCCUAAAGGCAGAACAUACUAGGUUGCAGGAUGAGUACAUUAAGUCACAAAAUGAGUGUAAACGACUGUUGAUGGAAAAGCAGAACACACAAGAAAAAGUCCAACUUAUGCUUGCUGAGCUACGAGGGGAACUUUUAGACAAAACAAGGGAAGCGGAAGAGCUAAAACUAAAAGUGCUAUCACCUCAGAAAUUAGAGCUGCUAAAAAUUCAAAUACUCGAAGAACAAGAAGCCCCAAUAAAAGAACGUUAUCGGCAACUGGAGGAAGAAGCAGAAAAAUACAGAGGCGAUUAUAAUAAGCUUAGAUAUGAGCUUACAUUGCUAAGAGCAGAAUUUGACCAUCAAAAGGAAGAACAUGAACGUGUAUUACAGGAACGACGGAUUAAAUAUGAAGCUGAGAUUUUACAACUAGAAAGAGAAAAAAAAGAGCUCCAUGAUCAGAUCAUGUCUGUUGAUCCCACAAGAGAUAGCAAACGUGUGGAGGUUCUCUUAAGGGAAAAAGCUCAAUUAUACCAAAAAUUAAAGAGCUUAGAAGCGGAGACUACUGAACUGCGAGCAGAAAGGGAAAAUUAUGGUUCACAAGCAGAAAAUGUCCAGAGAAUACAGGUGCGACAGAUGGCUGAGAAUCAAGCAACCAUUCGGUCUCUGGAGGCAGAAAAGCAGUCUAUGAAAUUGCAGCUAGAACGUUUGGAAAAAGAACUGCAUGAAUCUACAGAGCAAAAUACUAUUCUGACUGCAAAAUUGCACAAAAUGGAAAGAGAAGUAAAUGCUCUUUCUAGCAGGACAGGUGAACUCAAAUAUUCACAUAAAAUGGAAAUCUCUAAUAUAAAGUUAGAAGCAGCGAAAACAAAGAAUGAAGUGGAACGAGAGAGAGACAAAGUUCAGAGUCAGUUGGAUGUAAUGCAGACUGAAAAUGGGAUCCUGAAAGCAACACUGGAUAGGCAAAAAGAAAUAUUGGCUGAAAAAGAUCGUGAAUUAAUUAGAAAAGUACAGGCUGCCAAAGAAGCAGGAUUUCAGCAGAUUGUCACACUUCAGGAUGAAAGGCUGCAGUUAGAAAACAGAAUAGCUGAAUUGGAGCGGUAUAAAGUGGAGCACGACAGCCAGAAACAGACUGAAAUCAGCCAGAUAGAAGAAAAACUUCAUAUUGCACAGACAGCAGAGGAAUCAACUAGAAGAGAACUUCAAAGUCUAAGGUCAAAACAUCAGCAGCAAGUUUCCUAUAUAGAGCAGCUACAAAAGGAGAAACGUGAUGAAGAAGACCUUAAACAGCAAAUAAAUGAUUUGAAAAUACAAGUAACUUCUCUGUCAGAAUCAGAAAAUAGCUUGCUUCUUGCUAAUGAAAAACUGCGGCAAUUGGUGGAACAGCUAAAACAGGAAAAUCGUAGCACAAGGAAUCAAGUCGAGAAAACCCAACAUAAUGCAGAAAAAGAACUUGAGUCAAACCGUAUAGAAUGGCUACAAGAAAAACACAAAUUACAGGAAACUUUAUCUGAACUGCAGGACAAAUAUAGCCAAGCAAAAGAGAAGCUGCAGAGGGCUGCAGCUGCCCAGAAAAAGAGGAAGACUUUGAAUGAAAAUAAAUGCAUUAAACUUCAGAAGAAAAUUGAAUUGUUGGAGGCAACAAAGGAAGAAUUGGAGGCUCAAAAACAUGUAUUAAACAGACAAAAUGUUCCUCAUGAAGAAUUUGGACGGCUUCAGAAAAGAUUGAAAGACCUGCAGCGAAGACAUAAUGAAUUUCGAAGUCUCAUUUUAGGUCCAAAUAUUUCAGCAUCUGGACUACUUAAUCCAGUCAGCUUCCUUUCUUCCACAGUGGUUCCAGGUGCUGACCUCUCCUUUAUUAAUGCUCAGGAGGAACAGCACCAAAGGGAACUCUCAUUACUUCGUAAGAGAUUAGAGGACCUAGAAACUACUCAGAGGAAGCAGUUGGAAGAACUUGGCCCCCCCAUUGAAGGCAGUCAAUCAAUGUGACAAUUUACUAAACGCAAAUUAUGAAUUUCAAGUGUGUUUGAAUAACAAUGCAACGCACCCAACUGAAAAAAUAUGCAAAAGAGUUUCAUGCCUUAAAUACAUUGCUAUCCAGUUUUGUUUGCUUAUAACAAGUUAUAAAUCACUAACAAUGUACCUCAGAAAAUCAUGGAUUUUUUAUUUUAGUUAUCACUGUUAUUAAUAUUGUGUAUAUUAGUGUUGGUCUCCCGUUAUUUAUUAAUAAAGAUUAAACAUUCAAAAUAACUUAAACAUUUGCAACAACCUA